Molecule: messenger RNA, 2040 nt
Organism: Aspergillus brunneoviolaceus CBS 621.78
Lineage: Eukaryota; Fungi; Ascomycota; Eurotiomycetes; Eurotiales; Aspergillaceae
Product: putative MFS transporter
Exons: 3
Coding region: 481-2040 (519 amino acids)
Biological process (GO): transmembrane transport
Cellular component (GO): membrane
Molecular function (GO): transmembrane transporter activity
Source: RefSeq, a predicted model, not a curated record
GUUUCGCCACAAGCCACAAGCUUGUUGCAACCGCGCGCGCAUCCAGUGAGGGACAAGCAGAUCCUUGCAUGAGAUGCACCGUCAUCAUCAUCUGACCUGGCCAGACAGACAGACAAACAAGCUAGAAACCUUGAAUAUCCUGGCCAUCUGGCAUAUGAAGGCUAAACCCAGAGCCCCCCCGUGCAACGUGGGGGCGAGAACCAGAGGCAAGAUUGAAAACGAAUGACGGGGGAUCGACAGCGGGGAAAUCGGCCCAUUUUGCCUCGGUCUUUGCCUGGCUUCACAUUAGUGUCCGACUCGACCUCUGCUGCAAACCGGCAAGGGCUCCUGUCGUACCACCAGCUCAUCAGGUCCGUGGGGGUGGCACCUUGUUGAAUGCACUAGCAUUUCCCCCGCAUUUGUCGGUGUUAUAUGGGGUAGAUCUCUCCCCUCCCCACCCUUCCCCAGAUUUCUCUCUCAUCCAUACUUCCAUCCGACAUCAUGGACAAUGACAUUAAGCCUGCUGCUCUUCACAUCGAGGGCUCUGACUCUGCAUCUCCCGACUUUGACCCCGUUCCUCGUCCGCGCAUCCCCCUGACCGAAGAGGAUGGCCAGAGGAUCAAACGCAAAACCGACUGGGCCAUCCUGACCAUCCUGGUAUGGGUGUAUUUCCUGCAGAUUCUGGAUAAGACCGUCCUGGGGUUCGGGGCCACCUACGGUAUGACCGAGGACACGCACCUCACGGGCAACCAGUACUCGCUGAUCGGGUCGAUCGCUCCCAUCGCCCAGCUGGCCUGGCAGCCAUGUUCUUCCUGGCUCAUCGUCAAGGUCCGACCCCGGAUCCUCAUGCCCAGUCUGUGUCUCGGCUGGGGCAUCGCUCAGACCUGCAUGGCCGCCUGCCACAACUUCAGCCAACUCCUCGCGGCGCGAUUCUUUCUUGGACUAUUCGAGGCUGGCUGUCUACCGCUGUUCUCCAUUCUAGUGGCUCGAUGGUAUCGCCGGGCUGAGCAGCCGAUCCGCGUGGCGGCCUUUUACUCCACCAACGGCUGGGCAACCAUCAUCGCAGCUGCGCUGUCCUACGGAUUGAGUCAGAUCAAGUCCGAUGCCUUGAAGGGAUGGCAGAUCAUCUUCCUGUUCGUCGGCCUCCUCACCAUCGUCACCAGCCCGAUCAUCUACUGGCGCCUCGACAACGACAUCGAGACGGCCCGCUUCCUCACCGAGAGCGAGAAGGAACAAGCUGUCGAGCGACUGCGCGCCAAUCAGACCGGCACGGGCACCCGGGAGUACAAGAUGAGCCACCUGGUGGAAGCGGUGCUGGAGCCCAAGACCUACCUGUGGAUCGGGCUGGCGCUGCUCCUCAACAUCGGGGCCUCGGUGACCAACGUCUUCGGCCCGCUGAUCCUGAAGGGGCUGGGGUUCGGGACAGACCAUGUGACGCUGCUGAACAUGCCCUUCGGCGCGGUGCAGGUGAUCAUCAUCCUGCUGGCGAGCUACCUGGCCCAGAAGGCGAGCAUGAAGGGGGUCAUCCUGGCGGCGCUGGUGCUGCCUGUGGUCGCCGGGCUGGCGAUGCUGUAUGCGCUGCCUCGGGAUAGCAGUGCCAACGGGGCGCUCAUGGCGGGCUUCUACCUGCUGGCGUUCUUGUUCGGGGGCAAUCCCUUGAUCGUGGCGUGGAUUGUCUCCAACACCGGUGGCACGACGAAGCAGAGUGUCUGCAUGAGUUUGUUCAAUGCUGCCACCUCGUCGGGCAACAUCAUCGGGCCCUUGCUUUUUGAUGCCAAGGAUGCUCCGACGUAUCGGCCGGGGUUGAAGGCGUGCCUGGGCAUCUUUGUGGCGUUGGUGGGGGUCACGCUGAUGCAGUGGGCGAAUCUGGUGGUGCUGAACCGCAUGCAGGAGAAACGGCGCGUGAAGAAUGGCAAGCCGGCCAAGCUGCAGGAUCUGUCGAUGCGGAGCGGCGCACAGAACGAGGGCGAUGGCGCGCCAGCGACGACGGAGGAGACCGGGCAGCAGGGGCUGAUGGACUUGACGGACCGCGAGAAUGACGAAUUCAUUUAUGUAUACUAG